This is a messenger RNA of Colletotrichum godetiae, 1242 nucleotides long. Its product is annotated as amidohydrolase. The record is from RefSeq and is a predicted model, not a curated record. The coding region runs from base 1 to 1242 and encodes 413 amino acids. The transcript has a single exon. Lineage: Eukaryota; Fungi; Ascomycota; Sordariomycetes; Glomerellales; Glomerellaceae. Gene Ontology annotation, molecular function: hydrolase activity, acting on carbon-nitrogen (but not peptide) bonds.
AUGACAAAGUUACUGAUAAAAAACGUGCGUGUUUUUGACAGCAACAUUGUUCAAGCUGCUAGGAAUGUGGUGUUCACUAGGUCGGCCGGUAAUAUCUACGACAUGAUGGGAGAUGAUUCCGAUAUCGAAACUUCCGAUCAUGUUAUCGACGGCGCCGGCUGUACAUUAAUUCCGGGGCUCAUCGACGUCAACGUGAAUAUCAAGGGCACGAACGCAGCGCUAGGCACAUUCGCUAGUUAUGGCGUGACGACCGUCAUCGAUCUAAGCAGCAGUACUGAGCAGUGCCAGUCACUGCGAGUGUUUGCCGCUGGCAAGACAGGGCUGCCAACUCUUCUUACAUCCGGCACAGAAGCGGCACCUACAACCAUGAGCGAAGACCGUCUGCCGCUGUACAACGACCCGGCCAUUGUGGUGAUUCGCACGCGCGAAAAUGCAGAGGCUUUUGUCUCAGCGAAAUUGAGCGGCCCGGACAGCUCAGACUUUGUGAAAGUCGUCAUUGGCUUAGAAUUACAUACCGAUGAACUUCUCAAAACCAUCGUGGAUCUCGCUCAUCUGCACAAGAAGUUGACUGUGGCACGCACCAUGGGUAAGGCGUCUUAUGAACGUGCUAUGAGGGCUGGUUUCGACGUCUUCAUCCAUGCGCCUCUGGACGCACCAAUAGACGAAGCAAUGGCCCAAGAAAUGGCUGCGCAGGGCAAGAUUUUCAUCCCAACGCUUGCCAUGAUGAAGAACCAGGCGGCAUCAGAACGAGCAUCCGCUAGCACCACUGAGGACAACGUCGACCGUAACACAUCGUCCAACAUCGUUUCAGACGCGCAAGAUAUAGAGAUGGGAAAUGUAGUGCCAGGUGCCACAGUUGGAACCGACUAUGCGAACGCGACAGAAAGCGUGCGAACACUCCACAAAGCCGGCGUCACGAUUUGCGCGGGUACGACGGCGAAUCUGGAACCAGGGACUAAGAUGCCAUUUGGCGUGAGUCUGCACGAGGAACUACGCUUACUUGUUGACACUGGUAUGCCGAAUCUGGAUGUUCUGCGGUCAGCGACUUGUGUUGCCUCCAAAGCAUUUGACCUUGGCGAUCGAGGGGUUCUUCGAGGCGGUCUGAGAGCCGAUCUCGUGCUCGUCCACGGCAACCCGUUGGAGGACAUCAGCGUUACGCGGAAUAUCAAAGGAAUAUGGAUCCAGGGCGAAUACAUUAGCCCACACAUCGCCUCGGCCGAUCCGGCACAUACUCGUCAGUAG